AUGGGUUUCCGUCUCCGUUAUCUCUCUCUAGCCUCUCAACCUUACCUGAACACUAGAAUACCUGUUUUUCCUGCGUACAAUUUAAAUUUAUCUCUUAAGACGCGUAAAUACUCGACAACACAUAAGGAUUUAUUGGCGGCACUUGACUUGGGAGAAGAGAACUAUGGAGUCUAUAACGGAUCUUGGGGUGGCAGCGGAGAAGUUGUGGAAUCAAUUAGCCCGAUCGAUGGAACAGUGUUAGGAAGAGUUAGAGUGGGUACAACCAAGGAUUUAGCAGAAACAAUGGAAAAAGUUGAAGAAGCGAAACACGUUUGGUCCCAGCUCCCGGCUCCUCAAAGAGGUGAAAUAGUCCGUCAAAUGCGUGAUGCGCUAUUCGCCAAACGCGAAGAUUUGGGUAAACUCGUUUCGUUGGAAAUGGGUAAAAUAUUGCCAGAGGGUAGCGGAGAGGUGCAGGAAUACAUUGACAUGACGGACUAUGCUGUUGGUUUGAGUCGGAUGUUUAGCGGAAAGAUAUUACCUAGUGAGAGACCAGGUCACUUUAUGGCCGAGCAAUGGAACCCGCUUGGUAUUGUGGGCGUAAUAACUGCUUUCAACUUUCCAGUAGCCGUCUAUGGCUGGAACUCGGCCAUUUCGCUCGUUUGUGGCAAUCCGGUAAUAUGGAAAGGCUCACCGACCACCAACCUUACAUCUGUUGCCGUGACUAAGCUACUCUCUAGUGUUCUCUCCCGCAAUGCCCUCCCCGGUUCCAUCUGCUCCCUCGUUUGCGGUGGUGCUGAUGUCGGUGAGGCUAUCGCUGAAGAUAGUCGUGUCAAUCUUGUUAGCUUUACUGGAAGUACUGCAGUUGGGCGGCGUGUGGGACAGAUAGUGCAGGAAAGAUUUGGAAAGUGUUUGCUGGAGUUGGGGGGUAAUAAUGCCAUUAUUGUAAUGGAUGAUGCGGAUCAGGUGUUAGCUUUGAGAAGCGUACUUUUCGCUGCUGUUGGUACCGCUGGCCAGAGGUGUACUACUACUAGAAGGCUGUUUUUACACGAAGCGAUUUAUGACGAAUUUCUUGAGAAACUGGUCAAGGCGUAUACGCAGGUCAAGAUAGGUAAUCCGCUUGAGGCAGGAGUUUUAUGUGGACCAUUACAUACAAAGGCUGCUGUGAAUGCUUAUAGGAAAGGAAUAAAAGAUGUCUUGGACCAGAAUGGAGAGAUUAUCUUUGGUGGACAAGUUUUAGACGAUCUAAAGGGUAAUUAUGUCGUACCCACUUUGACGCGUAUAUCUCAUGAUGCGCCAGUAGUGCAGAAUGAGAUAUUUGUGCCCAUUCUUCAUGUAUUCAAAUUUACGGAACUCGAUGAUGCUAUAGCUAUGAAUAACUCGGUUAAGCAAGGCUUGAGUAGUAGCUUAUUUACGACUAAACCGGAAAAUAUAUUCAAGUGGAUUGGUCCAGCGGGUGCUGAUUCAGGCAUAGUCAACAUAAAUGUCCCAACGAAUGGCGCCGAAAUAGGCGGUGCCUUUGGAGGAGAAAAAGAAACAGGUGGAGGCCGUGAGGCUGGUUCGGAUAGUUGGAAGCAGUAUAUGCGACGAGCUACUUGUACUAUAAACUAUUCUGGAAUCUUGCCAUUGGCUCAAGGAAUUAAGUUUGAAUAA
Molecule: messenger RNA, 1629 nt
Organism: Paraglomus brasilianum
Lineage: Eukaryota; Fungi; Glomeromycota; Glomeromycetes; Paraglomerales; Paraglomeraceae
Source: the annotation of a GenBank genome assembly